AUGUCCACGCCCACAGACCCUGGUGCGAUGCCCCACCCAGGGCCUUCGCCAGGGCCGGGACCCUCUCCUGGACCAAUUCUUGGGCCCAGUCCAGGACCUGGACCAUCCCCAGGUUCCGUCCACAGUAUGAUGGGGCCAAGUCCUGGGCCUCCAAGUGUCUCACACCCUAUGCCAUCGAUGGGGUCUGCUGACUUCCCGCAGGAAGGCAUGCAUCAAAUGCAUAAGCCCAUUGAUGGUAUGCACGACAAGGGGGUUGUGGAAGAUAUCCAUUGUGGAUCCAUGAAGGGCACCGCUAUGCGACCUCCUCAUCCAGGAAUGGGCCCUCCCCAGAGUCCGAUGGACCAACACAGCCAAGGCUACAUGUCACCGCACCCGUCUCCGCUGGGAGCCCCCGAGCACGUCUCCAGCCCUAUAUCGGGAAGUGGCCCAACCGCACCGCAGAUGCCACCAAGCCAGCCAGGGACCCUCAUCCCAGGCGACCCGCAGGCGAUGAGCCAGCCCAACAGGGGGCCCUCGCCUUUCAGUCCCGUCCAGCUGCAUCAGCUGCGAGCUCAGAUUUUAGCUUACAAAAUGCUGGCCCGGGGCCAGCCCCUCCCGGAAACGCUGCAGCUCGCGGUCCAGGGGAAAAGGACGUUGCCGGGCAUGCAGCAGCAGCAGGCGGCGCCUCAGCCGCAGCCACCGCCGCAGCCGCAGCCACCGCCGCCGCCGCAGCAGCAGGCCCUUGUCAACUACAGCAGGCCAUCUGGCCCGGGGCCGGAGCUGAGCGGCCCGAGCCCCCCGCAGAAGCUGCCGGUGCCCGCGCCCAGCGGCCGGCCCUCGCCCGCGCCCCCUGCAGCAGCACCGCCACCCGCAGCCGCCGUGCCCGGGCCCUCGGUGCCGCAGCCGACCCCAGGGCAGCCCUCGCCCAUCCUGCAGCUGCAGCAGAAGCAGAGCCGGAUCAGCCCCAUCCAGAAACCGCAGGGCCUGGACCCCGUGGAGAUUCUGCAGGAGCGGGAGUACAGACUUCAGGCUCGCAUAGCCCAUAGGAUACAGGAACUGGAAAAUCUCCCUGGCUCUUUGCCACCAGAUUUACGAACCAAAGCAACCGUGGAACUGAAAGCACUUCGGUUACUCAAUUUCCAGCGUCAGCUGAGACAGGAGGUAGUGGCCUGCAUGCGACGGGACACGACCCUGGAGACGGCCCUCAACUCCAAAGCAUACAAACGGAGCAAGCGCCAGACCCUGAGGGAAGCCCGCAUGACAGAGAAGCUGGAGAAGCAGCAGAAGAUCGAGCAGGAGAGGAAGCGUCGGCAGAAGCACCAGGAAUACCUGAACAGUAUUUUGCAGCAUGCAAAAGAUUUUAAGGAGUACCAUCGGUCUGUGGCCGGGAAGAUCCAGAAGCUUUCCAAAGCAGUGGCCACUUGGCACGCCAACACUGAAAGGGAGCAGAAGAAGGAGACCGAGCGGAUCGAAAAGGAGAGAAUGCGGAGAUUGAUGGCUGAAGAUGAAGAGGGCUAUAGAAAACUGAUCGACCAAAAGAAAGACAGGCGUUUAGCGUACCUCUUGCAGCAGACCGAUGAGUAUGUGGCCAACCUGACUAAUCUGGUUUGGGAGCACAAGCAAGCCCAGGCGGCCAAAGAGAAGAAGAAGAGGAGGAGGAAGAGGAAGGCUGAAGAAAAUGCGGAGGGGGAGGAGUCUGCCCUGGGACCAGACGGAGAGCCCAUAGAUGAGAGCAGCCAGAUGAGUGACCUCCCUGUCAAAGUGACUCACACAGAAACCGGCAAGGUCCUGUUUGGCCCAGAAGCACCCAAAGCAAGUCAGCUGGAUGCCUGGUUGGAAAUGAAUCCUGGUUACGAAGUUGCCCCUAGAUCGGACAGUGAAGAGAGUGAUUCUGAUUAUGAGGAGGAGGAUGAAGAGGAAGAGUCCAGUAGGCAGGAAACUGAAGACAAAAUACUUCUGGAUCCAAACAGCGAAGAGGUUUCAGAGAAGGACGCUAAGCAGAUCAUCGAGACAGCCAAGCAAGACGUGGACGAUGAGUACAGCAUGCAGUACAGUGCCAGGGGUUCCCAGUCCUACUACACGGUGGCCCACGCCAUCUCGGAGAGGGUGGAGAAGCAGUCGGCCCUCCUCAUCAAUGGGACCCUGAAGCAUUAUCAGCUCCAGGGCCUGGAAUGGAUGGUUUCUCUGUAUAAUAACAAUUUGAACGGAAUCUUAGCUGAUGAAAUGGGGCUGGGAAAGACCAUACAGACCAUUGCACUCAUCACUUAUCUGAUGGAGCACAAAAGACUCAAUGGCCCCUAUCUCAUCAUUGUUCCCCUUUCGACUCUAUCUAACUGGACGUAUGAAUUUGACAAAUGGGCUCCUUCCGUGGUGAAAAUUUCUUACAAGGGCACCCCUGCCAUGCGUCGCUCCCUCGUCCCCCAGUUACGGAGUGGCAAAUUCAAUGUCCUCCUGACUACUUAUGAGUACAUUAUAAAAGACAAGCACAUUCUUGCAAAGAUUCGGUGGAAAUAUAUGAUAGUGGACGAAGGCCACCGAAUGAAGAAUCACCACUGCAAGCUGACUCAGGUCCUGAACACUCACUACGUGGCCCCCAGAAGGAUCCUCUUGACCGGGACCCCCCUGCAAAAUAAACUCCCGGAACUCUGGGCGCUCCUCAACUUCCUCCUUCCCACAAUUUUUAAGAGCUGCAGCACAUUUGAGCAGUGGUUUAAUGCUCCAUUUGCCAUGACUGGAGAAAGGGUGGACUUAAAUGAAGAAGAAACUAUAUUGAUCAUCAGGCGUCUGCAUAAGGUGUUGAGACCAUUUUUACUGAGGAGACUGAAGAAAGAAGUUGAAUCCCAGCUUCCAGAAAAAGUUGAAUAUGUGAUCAAGUGUGACAUGUCAGCUCUACAGAAGAUUCUGUAUCGCCAUAUGCAAGCCAAAGGGAUCCUCCUCACAGACGGUUCGGAGAAAGAUAAGAAGGGGAAAGGAGGCGCUAAGACACUUAUGAACACUAUCAUGCAGUUGAGAAAAAUCUGCAAUCACCCAUAUAUGUUUCAGCACAUUGAGGAAUCCUUUGCUGAACACCUGGGCUAUUCAAAUGGGGUCAUCAAUGGGGCUGAGCUGUAUCGGGCCUCAGGAAAGUUUGAGCUGCUUGAUCGUAUUCUGCCAAAAUUGAGAGCGACUAAUCACCGCGUGCUGCUUUUCUGCCAGAUGACGUCUCUCAUGACCAUCAUGGAGGAUUACUUUGCUUUUCGGAACUUCCUUUACCUGCGCCUUGAUGGCACCACCAAGUCUGAAGAUCGUGCUGCUUUGCUGAAGAAAUUCAACGAACCUGGGUCCCAGUAUUUCAUUUUCUUGCUGAGCACAAGAGCUGGAGGCCUGGGCUUAAACCUCCAGGCAGCUGAUACCGUGGUCAUCUUUGACAGCGACUGGAAUCCUCAUCAGGACCUGCAAGCACAAGACCGCGCUCACCGCAUCGGCCAGCAGAACGAGGUCCGCGUGCUGAGACUCUGCACCGUGAACAGUGUGGAGGAAAAGAUCCUCGCAGCCGCCAAGUACAAGCUGAAUGUGGAUCAGAAAGUGAUCCAGGCAGGCAUGUUUGAUCAGAAGUCUUCAAGCCACGAGCGGAGGGCAUUCCUAAAAGCCAUACUGGAGCACGAAGAGGAAAAUGAGGAAGAAGAUGAAGUGCCCGACGAUGAGACUCUGAACCAAAUGAUCGCUCGACGAGAGGAGGAAUUUGAUCUUUUUAUGCGCAUGGACAUGGACCGGCGGAGGGAGGAUGCCCGGAACCCAAAACGCAAGCCCCGCCUGAUGGAGGAGGAUGAGCUGCCCUCCUGGAUUAUUAAAGAUGACGCCGAGGUGGAACGGCUGACGUGUGAGGAAGAGGAAGAGAAGAUCUUCGGGAGGGGGUCUCGCCAGCGCCGGGACGUGGACUACAGCGACGCCCUCACAGAGAAGCAGUGGCUGAGGACAUUGAAAGCCAUUGAAGACGGCAAUUUGGAAGAAAUGGAAGAGGAAGUACGGCUUAAGAAGCGAAAAAGACGAAGAAAUGUGGAUAAAGAUCCUGCAAAAGAAGAUGUGGAAAAGGCCAAGAAGAGGAGAGGUCGCCCUCCAGCUGAGAAACUGUCACCAAACCCCCCUAAACUGACAAAGCAGAUGAACGCUAUCAUUGAUACUGUGAUAAACUACAAAGACAGUUCAGGGCGACAGCUCAGUGAAGUCUUCAUUCAGUUACCUUCAAGAAAAGAAUUACCAGAAUACUAUGAAUUAAUUAGGAAACCGGUGGAUUUCAAAAAAAUAAAGGAAAGAAUCCGUAAUCAUAAGUACCGAAGCCUGGGUGACCUGGAGAAAGACGUCAUGCUUCUCUGUCACAAUGCUCAGACGUUCAACUUGGAGGGAUCCCAGAUCUACGAAGACUCCAUCGUCUUACAGUCGGUGUUCAAGAGUGCUCGGCAGAAAAUUGCCAAAGAAGAAGAGAGUGAGGACGAGAGCAACGAAGACGAGGACGAGGAAGAGGAAGACGAGUCAGAGUCAGAGGCAAAAUCUGUUAAGGUGAAAAUCAAGCUCAAUAAAAAAGAUGACAAAGGCCGGGACAAAGGAAAAGGCAAGAAAAGGCCAAAUCGAGGAAAAGCCAAACCUGUGGUGAGCGAUUUUGACAGCGAUGAAGAGCCGGAUGGAAAUGAACAGUCAGAAGCAAGUGGGACUGAUGAUGAGUGA
This is a messenger RNA of Lipotes vexillifer (Yangtze River dolphin), 4680 nucleotides long. It is a transcript of the gene SMARCA2, whose product is annotated as SWI/SNF related BAF chromatin remodeling complex subunit ATPase 2. The record is from RefSeq and is a predicted model, not a curated record. The transcript has 34 exons. Gene Ontology annotation, molecular function: ATP binding; chromatin binding; histone binding. Lineage: Eukaryota; Metazoa; Chordata; Mammalia; Artiodactyla; Lipotidae. Gene Ontology annotation, cellular component: RSC-type complex; nucleus. Gene Ontology annotation, biological process: transcription elongation by RNA polymerase II; regulation of DNA-templated transcription; chromatin remodeling. Bases 1 to 4680 code for a protein of 1559 amino acids.